AUGGCGCUAGCAACGAGGUUAUUGUUAGUGAAAUUUUUUUACCUUUCAGUCAUUUUCCUCUUGGCUGGUAUAAAUUUAGCAGAUUUAGGAGGCCUAAAUGAAUAUUCCCUAGCAAAUAUCACCGCAGCAGUGAAGAAUGGUUGCGUUUUGGCGGCACUGAGGCCGGCGAUGAACGAUUCUACCCUUCAUUCAAUUUUUCGCAAACUUUCUUUGGCUUUUAGAAAUGAAAGCCGAGUUAAUAUAGGAGUUUUAAAUCUGAAAGAUGCAAGCAUGAUCUCGUGGGAACGUGGGAAAAGUCGAGAUUUAGCUGAUUAUGGCGAUUUAGCGUUCUUUCCAAGAAAAAAGUCGGACAGGGCCUGCCUCUUACGACCAACUUGGGAAAAUCCACCCAAGGCCCAAAUAUAUCGGGGCUCGAGAACAGUUCAAGAAUUACUUACGUUUCUCAACGAAAAUUGUGAAACUUUCCGGCAGCAAGAUGGUAAUUUAUCCUACGCUGGUUUAUUAAUGAAAAGAAUGUUACAAAAUUUGUACCGGGUCCAAAAAAGUGAGGACUUCAGACAUGAUCCUAAUGCAGGCCCUGUCAACAUCGGUGGGACAUGUGAACGGAUUCCACUUCCUUCCAAAGAGAAAUUUUUUCAUGAAUACUUUUUCCGAUCAAAACCAGUUGUCAUCACAGAUGCUUUAAAAAACUGGCCUGCAAUGAAAAAAUGGACAACAGAUUUCCUCACAAAAAAGUUUGGGCACAAGAUGGUGCGGAUUGCAUUUGCACCCUAUGGAGAGUACGAAGGCUGUGAAAAGGCCAACAACUUUGAGGAUUUCAAAAAUUUCAAUUUUCCAGAUGAGGUGAAAUCUCAGCUUCCUUUUCCAGACUUAGUGGUUGUUCGUCCAGCAUUUUUAGAAAUGAAGUUCUCAUCUUUCAUGGAAGUCCUUCAGUCAUCAAAUAACAGUCAUAUUUCAGCUUACUUGGAGUAUUCUUCAAUACCAAGUUUAUUGCCAGAGCUUGAGCAAGACAUCAGAGAAAUGCCUUUUGUUGCUGGAGAAUUAAAGAGAAGACAUCUAAAUAUCUGGGUUAGUAAUGGCAAUACUUUAGGCAAGCUGCAUUUUGACCCAUUUGACAACUUCCUGUGUCAGAUCAGCGGGACAAAACAAUUGUUCAUUUAUGAACCACAUGAUAACAUGAGACUGUAUGAAGCUCACAUUCAGGAAGCUAAACUCGACUACAAUCCUACAAACAAGAAAUUCCGUCGGAAAAAACUUCUGGAAAGUACCUCAAUGGUGAUGUCUCCAGUUGAUAUCCUUAAACCAGAUUAUCAACGAUUUCCAAAAUUUAAGGAGGCACAGGCUUUGAAUUGUACAAUAAAUGAAGGCGAUGUUCUGUUUAUGCCUUCUUUUUGGUGGCACGAGGUCCAGUCAUAUCCAAGUAAGGAAGAGCCAAGAAAUGUGGCAGUGAAUUUUUGGUAUGAGCCGUUUUUGACCAAAGAGUUUCCUUGUUCCACAUGCAAAAUGGACAUUAAUUCAUUUUAUCAUCACAUGCUGUACUCAUAAUAUUUACAGUUUAUAAAAACA
Stylophora pistillata is the source of this 1566-nucleotide messenger RNA. Its product is annotated as bifunctional peptidase and (3S)-lysyl hydroxylase JMJD7. The record is from RefSeq and is a predicted model, not a curated record. Lineage: Eukaryota; Metazoa; Cnidaria; Anthozoa; Scleractinia; Pocilloporidae.